GAAGUCGGCACGUCAGUUUGAGGAGAAAUUUUUUUUAGAGAGAGAAAGUCUAGCAGCGGGAGGAAAUUGCGGAUCGAACUUCUCCCCGCGCAUCGUUUGCCUGUUCUAGGGUUUCUUCUUCCAUAAUCCAAACCCUAAUUUUGUUUCAUGAUUUCGAUUUCUCCUCCGAUUAAUUGCUUUAGAUUCAGUCUGGUUCAGACCUGUCUGAGCUGCUUGGUCUUUUGAGCUAGAUCUUUGGAUUAGGGUUUUCUUUUGGGCUUAUGUUCAUGUAUGGCUUGGGGGACAACAUGUGCAGAUAAGUCGAGAGCGAAUCAUAGAUGGGGUGAUACCAGUAAGGUCUAUACUAGAAAAAAACUCAAGAAAGGGGUCACGAACGACAGUCCCUCCGUGGUUACUGAGGUUGUUACGGAUAAUGACCCUCCCACCAUUAGUGAACCCCAGACUGCCAUUCCUAGUGGUGGGGAUGAUAUUGCCUCUUCAGUGGCCAACCUUGACAGCCAAGAUGAUAUUGUUGGGGAAGAAGACAAUGGGAACCAUGAACCUCAUCACUCUUCUCAUGCAGAAGGUUCAGAGGAGGACAAAUAUUGCCAGCAGCUACAAACUCCAUCAUUGGUGAAUGCUUGUUCCGACAAUUCUUCCAGCCUUAAUCAACCUCCUGAAGCUCCAAUAUCAAAUGGAAUUCUUGGACCACUCGACGGUAAUGAUAAGCCACUUGUUUCAAGAGUUGAUAACAGAGUUAGGAUUAAUUUUGAAACAAUAUAUCCUAAGGAUGAUGUUCGGCUGCUUAGGAGGAAGCUGCUGGGUGAGCUCGAUCAGGUCAGGAGUCUAGUAAAGCGAUUCGAAGAGAAGGAGAUUGAGCUAACUGGGUUAUCCAUUGAUGGUUAUAAUGGGUCUGAGUAUCCUGACAAUGGUGUUGUGAGUGGAAGGGCUCUACUUCGGGUGAAUUCUGAGUUUGGAUCUGCUGCUCAUCGAAAUUCAAGGCCUCUCAGGCAACUGAGUGUUUCAGUUACAAAUAAUAGUCAUGUCAUUAAUGAAUUUGUUGAAAAGGAGAAGAGAACUCCUAAGGCUAAUCAAUAUUACCACAAUUCAGAGUUUCUUCUUGGAAAAGAUAGAUUACCAUCUGAAAGUAACAGGAAGUCGAAGUCCAGCGGAGGGAAGAAACAUGGUAGACAAACGAAUUUUGGGUUUAACGUGGAAGGUCAUACUAAUCAAGCAUUAAAGAGUUGUAAUAAUUUGUUGGCUAGAUUAUUGAAGCACAAGCACGGUUGGGUAUUUGAGAAGCCUGUUGAUGCGAAGGCUCUUGGGCUUCACGAUUAUCAUGAUAUCAUCAAGCAUCCGAUGGACUUGGGUACAAUCAAAAGUCGGUUAGCAAGGAGCUGGUACAAGUCUCCUAGAGAAUUUGCAGAAGAUGUGAGACUUACUUUCAGUAAUGCCAUGACAUAUAAUCCCAAAGGUCAAGAUGUUCAUAUUAUGGCAGAGGAGGUAUCCAAGGUUUUUGAAGAAAAGUAUGCAGAUAUAGAGGCUGAGAAUAAUCAUCUUCAUUGGAGGUACCAACUUGUUAAUGAAACAGGUUUUCCUACCCCAACCUCAAGAAAAGUGCAACCUCUUCCGGCUCCACCCUCUCUUCCAAUUAGAACAUUUGAUAGGUCAGAAUCAAUGCCGUCAAUGCCAUUUCUAAAACGGAGUGGUUCAAUGUGCAGAACUCCUGCUCCAAAAAGACCGAAAGCAAAAGACCCCAAUAAGAGAGAUAUGACAUACGAAGAGAAGCAAAAGCUCAGCACAAAGCUUCAGGGUUUACCUCCAGAUAAGUUGGACAGCAUAGUACAGAUCAUUAAGAAAAGAAAUACUGAAUUAUGUCAACACGAUGAUGAGAUUGAGGUUGAUAUCGACACUGUUGAUGCAGAGACACUUUGGGAACUCGAUAGAUUUGUUACCAAUUACAAGAAAAAUUUGAGCAAGCAUAAAAGAAGAGCUGAACUUGCAACUCAAGCAAAAGCAAUGGGGGUAAAUGCUGCUAAGAAUAAGGUCUUCUCUCCACGAGCUGAUAUGGACAACACCAAUGAAACAAAUAUAGUUGCUGUUCCUCAAUCACAAGGAGAUAAUGUGAGUAGUUCUAGCAGUUCUAGCAGCGACUCUGGUUCUUCAAGUGAUUCAGACAGUGAUAGUUCUUCUGGCUGCAGUUCAGAUCAAGGGAACCAUUGAUGGAUUAUGUCAUAAGAUGAGACUAAAUGGUGAAGAUCAUCAAUCAAGAUAAACAUUGCAUUGGGAGAUGAAAUGGGCAGAAAGGCACAAACAUAUGAUUGGAAUUAAGCUGAUUACUACUGUACUUUAUAUUAUUAGUAAUGGGUUUUAGUAUUAUUGAGAUUUAUUUGGCUGAGAUAUCAUUUAAACUGAUUUUGGGAGCAGCGGCAGCAGCUCAUGAAUAGAAUUUAUUAACUGUCUGGGAGCCUGUUAUUAUGCAAAUCCCGCGUUUUCAUUCUCCGAAUGAUUGCGAGGGAAAAGCAUUCAGGAAUCUAGAAACAAACAACACCUUAUAACAUUCACUUGUGGGAUGAUGAGUAUUUAUGUAUUAAUACCCCCCAUGUUAUAUUUAUAUGGUGGAGAAGUUGGGUUGAUUAUGUAGACAGGCCAAUGGAGAUGUUAGGUUUCUUUCAUGUAAAACAAAUGGCUGGUGAUUUCAGUUUAUGGUGGUGCAAUGUUUUUGAAGUUAUGUCAUUGCAAACUUUGUACAACUCCAAGUAGGUUAAUGAUAGUGGUAGAGUUCAAGUUAAGUUAUGUGUAAAUAUUUAAAGAUUAGUUAGUUGCCUUUGUUUGUGUUCAUAUCUUUCCAUUUUAUUUUAUUUUAGAUUCAAUCAUUCUUCUU
Molecule: messenger RNA, 2863 nt
Organism: Impatiens glandulifera
Lineage: Eukaryota; Viridiplantae; Streptophyta; Magnoliopsida; Ericales; Balsaminaceae
Product: transcription factor GTE4-like
Exons: 6
Coding region: 271-2202 (643 amino acids)
Molecular function (GO): protein binding
Source: RefSeq, a predicted model, not a curated record